AUGAUUCAAGAAGGGGAACUCCUCGUUUUAGGCCGAAAGGCCUUUGAUGAUUCUUCCCUCUCCAACGAAGUUUGCUGCCUCAACACCUGGUGGCGCGGCG
Eimeria tenella is the source of this 100-nucleotide messenger RNA. RefSeq lists its product as uncharacterized. The record is from RefSeq and is a predicted model, not a curated record. NCBI's taxonomy places the organism in Eukaryota, Apicomplexa, Conoidasida, Eucoccidiorida, Eimeriidae. The transcript has a single exon. The annotation marks the transcript as partial.